Molecule: messenger RNA, 1741 nt
Organism: Perca flavescens (yellow perch)
Lineage: Eukaryota; Metazoa; Chordata; Actinopteri; Perciformes; Percidae
Product: deoxynucleoside triphosphate triphosphohydrolase SAMHD1-like
Exons: 15
Coding region: 47-1741 (564 amino acids)
Biological process (GO): dGTP catabolic process; defense response to virus; regulation of innate immune response
Cellular component (GO): nucleus
Molecular function (GO): dGTPase activity
Source: RefSeq, a predicted model, not a curated record
AGCUGGGUUUACUGGGACUCUUUUGGGUCAUACUUGGACUGAGUUUAUGUUCUAUGUGUUCUGUCAGGUGUUCAAUGAUCCCAUCCACGGGACGGUGGAGUUACACCCACUUCUCAUCAAAAUCAUCGACACACCUCAGUUCCAGAGACUGAGAAACAUCAAGCAGCUUGGAGGGGUCUACUUUGUUUACCCUGGAGCAUCCCACAACCGCUUUGAACACUCCAUUGGGGUGGCACACUUGGCAGGUCAACUUGUUGAAGCUCUGCGUACAAGGCAGCCGGAACUCAAAAUCAAUGACAGAGACGUCCUUUGUGUGAAGAUUGCUGGUCUCUGCCAUGACCUGGGACAUGGACCCUUUUCCCAUCUGUAUGAUCAAAUGUUCAUAACCAAAGCAAAACGUCCAGCAGGUGCACUAGGUGAAAAAAUGGCAACGUGGACGCAUGAAGAAGCCUCUGUAGAGAUGUUUGACCAUCUGGUGAAAUCUAAUAAUCUGGAGCUGGAGAUGGAGGACUAUGGUCUGAUUCUGCCCAAUGAUGUGAAUUUCAUCAAAAAGAUGAUUGAAGGACUGAAGGACCCUAAAGCAGCCCAGGUCAGUCCUGCCUGUUGGUCAGAGAUUGGUCGGACAGAGGACAAAUUCUUCCUCUUUGAAAUCGUGGCCAACAAAAGCAACGGCAUUGAUGUGGACAAGUUUGACUACUUUGCCAGGGACUGCUACCACCUGGGCAUGAAGAACAACUUUGACCAUCUCCGCUUCAUACAGUUAACCAGAGUGAUUAAAGUGGAAAAAGACGGGCUGAAUCACAUCUGCAGUAGAGACAAGGAGGUGGCCAAUCUGUAUGACAUGUUCUACACCAGGAACUGUAUCCACAGAAGAGCCUGCCAGCACAAAGUGAACAAGAUCAUGCAGUAUAUGAUUGCAGAGGCCUUUUUAAAAGCAGACGGGCAUAUCAAGAUUGAAGGCUUAGAAGGGAAAGAGUUCACUCUCUCCCCAGCCAUAAGUGACAUGGAGGCCUACACCAAGCUGACAGAUCAUGUGUUUGAACAAAUACUCCACUCUUCCUCCGUGGAGCUGGCUGAGGCAAAGAAGAUUCUAGAAAGGAUCAUCUCUCGAGAUCACUACAGGUUUCUGGGUGAAACCAAGCCUAGACAAGUCCCAACCAGGGAGAAGAUUCUCGGUUGGAAAGAGGAAUUGGAUCAAGCCAGACAGAAUGUUUGUCCUGAAGGUCAUAAUUUUGAUCCAAAACUCAACCCUUGCUCUAAAGACACGGCUGAGGCAUGUCAGAAACUAUCUAAAGCCAUCUCUCAAACCCUCGACAGCUUCCGAGAGUCAGGGAAACUUUCAGAGGAGAGGAAACGUCGUUGGGAAAGGGAAUUGGCUGAAGCCGUCCCUGAGGGAGGCGAUGGGGGUGUCACGCUGAAACCAGAGGACUUUGUAGUUUUAGACACUACUUUUGACUAUGGAAUGAAAGACAAGGACCCCAUUAAGAAUGUGUAUUUCUACAACAAGAUAAACCCUGACAAAGCAUUCAACAUCACCAGAGACCAGGUGUCCAAGCUUCUCCCAGCAUGCUUUUCUGAGCAGCUGAUCGGGGUUUACAGUAAGAAGAAUGAUGACCAGAGUGUGGAGGCUGCCAGGAUGCACCUGGAACAGUGGUGUAAACAGAAGGGCUUGCCAGAACCUCAGUAUGGAGAAAUUGAAACACCGGAAGUCAUCCCUGUGGGAAAUAUCCAGAACAAUUGA